CGAGAUCGCCGCAUUAAGCUGUCAAAAUUUGUGAGAAUAGGAAGUGCGUGACAGUUCAAUUCGAGACAAAGCGAGUCACAGCUCGGCGACCGAUAUUCUAGCAUUCGCGAGAAAAGCAGACAAUUUUUAGCAGUAUCGGCUAACACCCAGAUCGGUGCGGAUCGCCAGGAGCUCCACUGUCCGAUAUUACAAAACGAAGAACUAAACAAACAAACAAACAACAAAUUUAAAUGAACGUUGAAACCAAUUAAACCGCAGCGGGGACAUGCAAAUUCCCCCUUCGCUAUCGGAAUUUCAAUCCUAAUCUGUGGUGCGCCCGACCUGUUAAUAGUUUCAUUUGCUGCCAUAAAUAAUAGCCCAAGAAUUAAUUGAUUUUCGUCAUAAAUCAAUAACUAACUAACCAACUAUCCAACUAACAAGUGCGACCAGCAGGAAAAAAUCAGAUCAGAUCGCUGCGGAGCUCCGACUUUCGAGCCGCUGAAAUGAAGUUAUUUACCAAUAAAAACCAGCGCAAUGCAAAGCUGUUGCGUCGUGCCGCCCUGGGCAUGACCCUGCUGUUCUUCGGGUCACUGGUCCUGAUCGCUGACCCACUGCAGAGCAUCCUGGAUACGCAACUCAGCCUGAAACCUGGCACCAUACUCCACCGAUUGUGGCUCUUCCCUCCUUUAGAUGUCUACAUUAACGUUUACAUGUUCAACUACACGAAUGUGGACGAGUUUACGUCGGGCAGGGCGGACAAGCUGCAUAUCCAGGAGGUGGGUCCUUAUGUCUACCAGGAGGUCCUGAGCAACCACAAUGUCACCUACAACGAGAACAACAAUACCAUCACCUAUACGCCGAAGCGCGAAUAUAUUCUGGCACUGGACAGAUCCAUUGGCGAUCCCAAGGUGGACCGCAUCCGGGCGCCCAAUAUCCCUCUGAUGGGCGUGACCACUCUGGCCUCCAGCAUGUCCAUGUUCGCCUCCCUGGGACUGAGUGCUGUCACCCGGCAGCUCGACUCGCAGCCCAUGCUGGAGUUAAGUGUUCACGAUUAUAUGUGGGGCUACGAGGAUCGCCUGGUGGAACUGGCCGCCAAAUUUGUGCCAAGCUGGAUUGACUUUUCCAGCUUUGGCAUUAUGGAGAAGCUCUUCCGUGAGGGCAACGAGAGCAAUGUGUUCAACAUGAACCUCCAUGAGCCGAAGGAUAAAUACGGAGUGCGUCUGCCCGAUGCUCCUCGAGCCUACACUGUGAACAGCAUCAACGGAGAGCGGGGAUUCAAGCGCUGGGAAUACAACGAAGAGACCAAUGGAACCAUGUGCAAUCGCAUCUGGGGUAGCCACGAUGCCACGCUCUUCCCGCUGGACAUGGACGAGAACGACGAGUUCUUUCUGUACAGGCGCACCUUCUGCCGGCGUCUGCACGUCAAGUUUAAUAGCACCUCCACCUGGAACGGAAUCGAUGGCUACCGGUUCGACAUGCAGCCUGACGCAUUCGACAGCUAUGCGGAUAACGCCAACUCCUCCUGCUACUGCAAGAACAACCGCUGCCUCAAGAAGGGCGUGGGUAGCGUCUCGCCCUGCUACUACAAUAUUCCCUUGGCCAUUACUUAUCCGCAUUUCACACAUGCCGAUCCCAGCCUCCUAGAGCCCUUCGAGGGUCUCACUCCGAAUGCCACGCGCUUCACCUCCUCAUUUGUGGUGCAGCCGCAACUGGGAGCACCGAUGCAGGGCACCCAUCUUCGGUUGCAGGCCAACCAGGUCGUGGGCAAGGUGAGCUUUAACCGGAUGAUGGAACCCUUCGAGAACAUGGUGUUACCGCUGCUUUGGGUAGACCUUAACAUCGACGUUUUGUGCCUGAGCCUGCGGCUGCUCAUCCACGGCAUCAAGUGGGGCUUUCCGCUGCUGCAGUGGAGCGUGGUCCUGGGAAUGCUGCUAGCCGGAGUCUACCAGCUGUGCUGCGCCCUGAUGCUCUGCUUCUGGCCGCCGGCCAAGCAGUUCCAGAAGGUAGACCAGGCAGAGCGAGGGGCGGCGGUACAGAUAAUCGGAGUCCCGGGCUACCGCAAGUCAUCGCUGCAACUGGAGAUUCUAGAGGAGCAGCACCACCUGCUCUUCGGUGCCGGCAGCCUCAUCCCCAAGCUGGCCAAGACGUGAUCGGAACGGGAAUGGCUACCUCAACGCAAGAAGAGACAACACUGUGAUAUUUAGGCUUAAGAUUCGGUUUAAAUUAUUGUGCUCAUUGGAAACAACUUAGGGAACGUCUUGCCUACGUACUAGUUAACGAUAACAGUAAUCAUAAUGGUAGGGAUACAGUAAGCAAUGUACAGUGGAGCUUUCACUCGAUAAAUACAGGUCGAUAGCUAUGUA
Drosophila kikkawai is the source of this 2342-nucleotide messenger RNA. RefSeq names its product lysosome membrane protein 2. NCBI's taxonomy places the organism in Eukaryota, Metazoa, Arthropoda, Insecta, Diptera, Drosophilidae. Gene Ontology annotation, cellular component: cytoplasm; membrane. Gene Ontology annotation, molecular function: scavenger receptor activity. The record is from RefSeq and is a predicted model, not a curated record.